AUCGCUAAUACUCAUAGAGGAGAUGCUUGCCCAAACAUGGCAUUUGAUGAACCCCAACCCAAUAGCACGCAAAAGCUUUUCACCGUUACGUGAAAUUUAAUGACCCACCAGAUCCUCCCCAUUCAUUGAACUUUCAUAAAUCAAUACCUACGCAUUGGCUGUUCUGUUCGGUUCUUUCGCCCACUAGUUUGACGUUUUCCCUCUUUUUCUUAUUCAAUUACAAAACCCCACAUCCCUGCUCUUUCCCCUCGCUUCUCGAUCGCCAAACGCACCCAAUAAGCGCCGUCGUGUCUUGUCUCCGCCUCUUUCCGUUUCCUAUUUUCUGGGUUUUGCUCAGAUAAGUGAUUUUGCUGCUUCUUUCUUGACUGAUUUGCUUGUAAGUGUGAAGGGUUGUUUCUCUUUUCUUCCCCUUUUUAGGGUUUAUUCGCGAAAUAUUAUGUUCUGUUUGGCUGAUUCCUGUGUGUUCUUUUGCUUUUUGUGCAAAUGGGUUUUGUUUGAAUGAUAUUUCCAGUAGUCUACUGUGGAAAAUUUGAUCUGGGUAUGCUUGAUUUUCCCGUUCUGUAAUGUUAUGGAUGAUUAUUUGAUGAUUUAGUAGCUUUAGAAUCAUGUGAAAGAUAGGAUAUCGUGUGGGAUGUUCUUUUGAUAUAUUAUAUGGAAGGGAGUUUAUCACAAGAAGGGUUGAUUCCAGGAGGGGCCUCUUAUGGAGGUCCUGAUUUGCAAGGCUCGUUUAAGGUUCAUAAUCAGGCACAACAUCAUCAUCUUCAAACUCAUCAGGGUUCUUCAGUAAAUCCUUCCAUUCAGGAGGGUUUUUUACUUCUACAAAAUUGUGACCAUACCAUGUCUUUGGUAGAUUAUAGCAAGGGAGACAGGUGUAAAAACUCACAGAGUGACGAUGAGCCAAGCUUUAACGAGGACGGUAUCGAGGGGAAGAAGGGAUCGAUGUGGCAUCGUGUGAAAUGGACGGAUAAAAUGGUGAAGCUUCUGAUUACGGCGGUGUCUUAUAUCGGAGAUGAUAUUGCUUCUGAUUAUGAAGGAGGUGGAAGAAGGAAAUUUCAAAUUAUACAGAAGAAAGGUAAAUGGAAAUUGAUGUCAAAGGUUAUGGCUGAAAGGGGCUAUCAAGUUUCACCACAGCAGUGUGAGGAUAAAUUUAAUGACCUCAAUAAGAGGUAUAAGAGGCUGAAUGAUAUGAUUGGGAGAGGCACUACGUGCCAAGUUGUUGAGAAUCCUGCACUUCUUGAUGUCAUUGAUUAUUUAACAGACAAAGAGAAGGAUGAUGUGAGAAAAAUUUUAAACUCGAAGCAAUUGUUCUAUGAGGAAAUGUGUUCGUAUCAUAAUUUGAAUCGACUCCAUCUGCCCCAUGAUCCUGCUUUGCAGCGUUCUUUGCAGUUGGCUUGUAGAGUUAGGGAUGAUCAUGAUUAUGAUGAGCCAAGGAGACACCAAAACGAUGAUUUUGAUGAAAACGAACAUGGUGAAACUGAUGAACACGAUGAUUUUGAGGAGAAUUUUGCACCUUAUGGGGACGACACGCUAUCUCUAGGAGGCUCAGUAAAGAGGCUAAGGCGAGGUCAGGACUUCGACGAUGCUCAUGCCUGUGGAAAUUCCUUGAAUUCUCUUGAUUGCAAUAGAGGUUCUCAUGCUUACUCACAAACACAAUUCGCUCAAGGCGAUAUAUAUCAUUUAGAAACCGAAAGUAUGAAAGGUUCUUCGUCGCAAAAGCAGUGGAUGGAGCUUCGUUUACUUCAGUUGGAAGAUCAGAAGCUUCAAACUCGAGUUGAAAUGUUGGAAUUGGAGAAACAGAAGUUCAAAUGGGAGAGAGUUAACAAGAAAAAGGACCGUGAGCUUGAAAAAAUGAGGAUGAUAAACGAGAGGAUGAAGCUUGAAAACGAGCGCGUUGCGCUUGACAUAAAGCAGAAGGAAAUCGGUUCAAGAAUUCAUUAAUUGGCUGCUAUAAUCUGAACUGUUAUGAAUCGUUAAGCUGCUGCUGUUUAUACAUGUCUGGUUAUGCUAGAGUAAUGAGGUAGAGUUGUAUUUGGGUUCUUUUACAUUGCCUGCAUCUAGCAUGUAUAGUUAGAAAGGUUUCAUACAAAUGACUGCGUUUCAUUGUUUUGUCUCUACUUAUAUGGAAUCUAUUGUGGUUUAGGAACUUGAUAAAAUGGUUGGAUAUCUUGUGUCAAA
Molecule: messenger RNA, 2175 nt
Organism: Cucurbita maxima (winter squash)
Lineage: Eukaryota; Viridiplantae; Streptophyta; Magnoliopsida; Cucurbitales; Cucurbitaceae
Exons: 1
Coding region: 652-1938 (428 amino acids)
Source: RefSeq, a predicted model, not a curated record